GUGCUUUCGUCACCUGUUAAAACGGAGCACAUGCCUUGCGAAGCACAUGCCUCUAGAAUAAGACCCCACAUUCGAAAGAGGUCGCAGUCAGUGAGUCAGCCUUUUAAACAGGUCAACCAGCGACACGCUUAAUCUUUGGAGCGGGGCCUGCUGUGGGCGAGAGACGUUUACAAACAUGGGCCCACUGGAGCUUGUAUCUCGUCUCAAUCGCAAAUCUGUUGUCAAGUCUGUAGGAACAUCUGUUCUCCUGUACGUGAUAUACCGCAUCAUCAAGUUCCUGAUCUGGUAUCGGCGUCUCUACAGAUUCUUCAACAACUGUCAGGGGGUCAAGGACUUCUCCUGGAGGACAGGCAACCUGCAUUUGUACCCUAAGCUGUUUGAGAAGCGCGUUGCAGUGGAGCAGGAAUGGAUGAGGAAAUACCCCAAGUACUACCGGGUCUGGAUAGGGCCCUUCAAUCCACUCAUCAGAGUCUACCAUCCAGACACAAUCAGAGCUAUCAUCAAGUCCACAGAGCCAAAACCAAGGGGAAUAGGAGUCUCAUAUGAACCACUGGUACCCUGGCUUGGGGAGGGUCUCCUGAUUGCCGGGGGGACAACGCUGGUACCGAGCUCGUCGUCUCCUUACCCCCGCCUUCCACUUCGACAUCCUCAAACCCUACAUCGACGUCUCAAACAACGCCAUUGACACCAUGCUGGAGAAGAUUGACAAGCACGUGGAGGAAGGCACCAGCUUCGAGUUGUUCAACAUGGUCGGCCUGUGUACAUUUGACAUCCUGUUGAGAUGCGCCAUGUCGGUCAAGGAAAACAUACAGCAACAGGGGGAAACACACCCGUAUGUAAACGCAGUGAAUGACUUACUCGCCCUGGCUACCGAUCGAGUCCUUACCCCAUGGCAUCACCCUGACUUUAUCUUCUUCAACUCUUCCUCUGGUAAGAAGUUUAAGAAACAGUGUGACUUUGUACAUCGCUGGGCGGAGGACAUCAUCGAGAAGAGGCGACAGGCCUUGGAGAGAGAUGGACCCCCGAAGACCCGCUACCUCGACUUCCUGGACGUCCUGCUCAGUGCCAGAGAUGGUGAUGGCAAGGGUCUCACCCCGCUAGAGAUCAGGAAUGAAGUCGACACGUUUCUAUUUGAAGGUCACGACACAACGGCCAGUGGGAUAUCAUGGACGCUGUUCACCAUGGCCUCCAAACCGGAGUUCCAGACCAGGAUACAGGAGGAACUGGACACACUCCUGGACGGAAGAGAGUCCAAGUACAUCACCUGGGAUGACAUCCCCAAGAUGGAGUACCUGACACGAUGUCUAAAGGAAGGGAUGAGGUUCCACUCGCCUGUUCCGUUCGUCAGUCGGGAACUGGAACAUCCUAUGGACAUCGACGGGAAGGUUUUUCCGGUUGGAACACUCAUUUCACUAGGAAUAUGGCAAGUCCAUCACAACCCGGACGUAUGGGAGGACCCAGAUGUAUAUGACCCUGAUCGGUUUCUGCCCGAGAACAUCCAGAAGAAGGACAGCUACGCAUACAUCCCCUUCUCCGCUGGCCCGAGAAACUGUAUCGGACAACAUUUUGCCCUGAACGAAGAGAAGCUCAUGCUUGGAAGAAUCCUUCAAAGAUACAAGUUAGAGGUAGAUACAAGCCACAAAGUGGGACGAAGGAAUGCCGCCGUGAUGAAGUCAACUGAAGGACUGUGGGUGUUCGCUAGACACAGACACUGAACAUUCCAACAGAGGGCCUACUUUCUAUUUCCUUGACCACGCUGAAUGCGGAUAAUGAUAUUAAUCAAUUACCUUCAGUUGAUCAAACAUCUUUGCAUACGACAUGAAGCAGGAGAGCUCUGGGCUCUGGCUUCUGGUCAUAGAUAUUUAAGUUAGUGAGUGAGUUUAAUUGCACUCAGCAAUAUUCCAGCUAUAUGGCGGCGGUCUGUAAAUAAUCGAGUCUGGACCAGACAAUCCAGUUAUC
Haliotis rubra (blacklip abalone) is the source of this 1959-nucleotide messenger RNA. Its product is annotated as ultra-long-chain fatty acid omega-hydroxylase-like. NCBI's taxonomy places the organism in Eukaryota, Metazoa, Mollusca, Gastropoda, Lepetellida, Haliotidae. The transcript is spliced from 11 exons. Bases 690 to 1715 code for a protein of 341 amino acids. The record is from RefSeq and is a predicted model, not a curated record. Gene Ontology annotation, molecular function: iron ion binding; monooxygenase activity; oxidoreductase activity, acting on paired donors, with incorporation or reduction of molecular oxygen.